GUGCAGCCUUGAAAAAAAAGUUAAUACGAAAAACUUUCCACUGUCUCACGUCUUGUGACUUUGAGUACUCGAUAAAAGCCCAUAUAAGUCGGUAUAUUUGGUCUAUAGACCCAGUGGUUGUGCACGUGUAACGAUAUUAAGAAGAAGCAUGGACCCUCAAGAGCUCACACACGCGACAAUCUCGAACGGAUGGUUCAGAGAAGUGAGCGAUGAAUCGUUCCCAGGACAGGCGUUGGAACUGCGCGUGAAGAAGAUCCUAUACACGGGCAAAUCAGCAUUCCAGGAUAUCCUAGUGUUUGAGAGUACAGACUAUGGUAACGUUUUGGUGCUUGACGGCAUUAUCCAGGUAUCUGAGCGUGAUGAGUUCGCGUACCAAGAGAUGAUCACGCAUAUCCCAUUGCUAUCUCACCCGGAUCCUAAACGUGUCCUGGUCAUAGGAGGCGGAGAUGGUGGUGUCUUGAGAGAAGUGCUGAAGCAUCCAGGUGUGGAGGAGCUAAUCCUGGUUGAGAUUGAUGCCACUGUGAUCGAGCUGAGUAAGAAGUACUUGCCUAACAUGAGUAAGUCAUUUGACGAUCCAAGGGUGAAGGUGGAACUGUGCGAUGGAUUCAAAUAUCUCCAAGAGAAUAGCAAGAGAUUUGACGUUAUCAUCACGGACUCGUCAGACCCAGAUGGCCCUGCAGCUGUCUUCUACGAGAAGAAUUACUUCCAGUUACUUCACGAAUGCCUCUCUGAUAGAGGCAUUGUGAUAAUGCAGGCUUCAGAGAACAUCUGGUUGAAGAUAUCAUUACUGCAAAGGCUUAAGGAGUUGAUGAAACAGGUGUUCCCAGUGGUUGAGUAUUGCUAUACCAUGGUUCCAACGUACACUUCGGGACAAUUAGGGCUAAUGAUAUGCUCAAAGGAUGAGACCCUUGAUUUGAAAACACCAACUAGAACGAUGCCCAAUGAGGACGAACUGUUCAAGUACUACAACGCAGAUAUUCACAAGAGUUCAUUUGUGUUACCAACAUGGGCAAAGAAGUAUUUGAAAUGA
Molecule: messenger RNA, 1030 nt
Organism: Williopsis jadinii
Lineage: Eukaryota; Fungi; Ascomycota; Saccharomycetes; Phaffomycetales; Wickerhamomycetaceae
Gene: SPE4
Product: spermine synthase
Exons: 2
Coding region: 149-1030 (293 amino acids)
Biological process (GO): spermidine biosynthetic process
Cellular component (GO): cytosol
Molecular function (GO): spermidine synthase activity
Source: RefSeq, a predicted model, not a curated record